AUGUCCGCCAAACACACAAAGGGCCCAUCCAAUCACAAAUAUGAAACCAAUAAUGAGCCACCAUUCUCUUUCGAAGAGUUCAUAUUUUCUAGAUAUGAAGUACUUCCUAUUGAAAGAAGAACAACGUGUAUCAUCUGCAAAAGGACCACCAGUUCGGGAUAUACCUACAACGGCUCGACAAUAUUCUCUCAUCCGGAUUGCCUAUCUUUACUCAUGUUUUAUGAGUUUAUGAAUAAUUUUGAUAUAAGUACAUCUCAAAGCUGUGCAUUAAAUUCUAAUUCUUUGGUACAAAUAUUGGACACCAAUAGGAUUUUUAGACACCUAGAAUCGGAUAAUAACAAAUGUUAUUCGUGUGCCGCUAAAAAUGCGUUUUUCAAAUGCUCUUCGGAAAAUUGUCCAAAUUAUAUUCACUUACAUUGUGCAGGAGGCGGUUCAAUUGUAGUUGAUGCAAAUUACCAGUACAAUAAAAGAAAUAAUUAUAGAUUCUUACUUUGUCAAACACACCUAAAGGAUGACGAAAUAGAUAUAGUUAAAUGUAGAUUCCUGUCAAAAUUAUCGCUAACCGCUGAAUAUAUGAACAUACAACACACAAGUUCUGUGGAACAGAAGGAUAUUACGCCAAACACUAACGAAAAUUUAAAACGUAGGGAGCAAAAUGCUACUUCACCUGGUUCAAUUCAAAAACACUGUAGAAGCAGUACUACUAAAAUAAACUACAACCAUAAUUUAUACUUCCAAAAAACGGAACAACCAUUUGCUACGAAAAAAUCCGCAUACAAUAGCUUUCAACAAGCAUUUUCCGGAACCAAUACUCAAUAUAUGCAAUCAAUAAAUACCUUGGUUCUUGAAUACAAUGCUUUGCGUAGAAAUACCAAUCAAAAGAAUCUAAGGGGUUUUGAGUGGUGGUACUACGAGAUAUUGUUUGCAAGAAUCAGACCUGACAUUUUUGAAGACCUAUUAGUACCAGAAAAUGACCCUCUUUAUCAUUUGUAUAGUGAUAUUAAGGGUAUACUAAACUUUGAACGAAAUUCUUAUUCCCUAACAGAUUUAAAACGAAUAUUUAAUGGUAGCGAAAUUGGUAUUCAAAGUGUGAUUAACUCUCUAUUGUUAAAUGUAAGUCCUAAGUUAGAAAUAUCGGAUGUCUCACCCACAGAAGAUGAUGACGCAAAUUAUACAUUUUGGGGGCUAAAUUCUCUACCGAAUUGUGGUGAUAAGCACUCAACACUAUCGCAUAACUCUGGUAACAUCACAAAAUCUGGAGAUUCCAACGCAGAAAUGUAUCGCCCUAGGUUCGCUCUUGUAAAUUUAAACAACAGAGCAAGUUGGAUUUCCUUUAUUUUUUUGUAUAAUACUGAACUAAUGCCGAAACCAGAAGUUGUAAUUUUGGAUUAUAUUCCUCUGUCUAUUUUGGAGUAUGAAUAUUUUCACCGCAUACUCCGUUCUGUUUACUAUAUACCACGUGAAGAUCUACUAGGACCCACCAUUUUACCACUACUAUCUUCCAGCAAUGUUAAGAAUAAUAAUGAAAAUGUUCUUGAAUUUAACAAAAAUACAAUAAAUCUUAAUGGAUAUUCGUGGGAAUUAGAACCUCCCUUGUAUAGUUACAUGAAAUCCUUUAAUAGUAACAGCUCCAAGUCAUCUAACAUUCUCGACAGGAAAUUAUUUGGUCAUAUUGAACUUGCAGAAAUUUGUAAGGAUGGAUUUCUUAACUUUGCAAAGCAAUUUUCUUCCAGUUGCAAAGGAGUAAGCAGUGAUAAUUUUGUGGCAAAGCAGAGUAUCGCCUUGAUAACGGCGUUGAAGGCGGUUGAUGAUGCUUUAGAUCAACAUAAGAAACAAUUGGCUAACAGUAUACGUAUGGAGAAUGAAUAUUACAGCCAUUGUCACCAUAAUAAAUCUCUUAUUGAAAAAUCUAAAGAAAUAUCAGCAUCAAUGCAUAGGUGGGUACAUUUCAAAACGGUUUUCCAACAAUCUAUGGAUAACUUUAUUUCAUCCAUGUAUUCUUCAUUGAAUACAGAUGCUGAAAUAGAGAUACCGCAACAUGAUUCUAAUAUAGCAACCAGCAAGGAAUAUUGUUCAGUUUGUCUUAUGCCUGAACUAUCGCAUAAACAUAUGUUACAGCAAUGUAUGCGUUGUUGUGUUCGUGUACAUCAUAGAUGCUAUGCAUCAUAUCGCCCAUUAUUCAAUCCAAAGGUGACAAAACAAGAAGAUUCAUUAACAAGUUGGUUGUGUGAACCAUGUGAACAUGAAAUUGGCAUAACAUCAAGAUACGAUGUAAAUCAUAAUAGUGCAAUUUGUUGUGUAUGUUCCAGUAGUGGAGGUGCUAUGAAAAAAGUAGGCACUAGUUUCCAUGCCUCUAACAAGGGACAUCUUUCUUCUCCGAUAUGGAUUCAUCUAGUAUGUGCGGUAUUUUUGAUGCCAAAUGUAACGUGUUUGGAUUGGUAUGCUCUUAGUAUGUGGGAUCUUAGGGAUAUUAAAUAUAAUGUUGUUGAUUGUUGUAGCGUUUGUCGAGUAUCUGGUGGAUACACACUAAAAUGUUCUGAUGAUUCGUGUAACUUAAAAUUCCAUCCAAUGUGCGCCUGGGUUGGUGGAAAUUAUGUUGAAUAUUCACCAUUUCACAAUACGGCUACUUUAAGUUCAAUGCUUAAAUAUGAUUCUACUUGGAAUGAUGUAUUUCCAGCCAUUUGUUUGCGCCCAUACUGUAUAAAGCAUUCCACUGAAAAGUUUAAUGAAAAGGUUGUUAAGGAACAAUCUCUUAAGAGGUCGUUUGCUUAUACGCAUUAUUUGUACCAUCCUGAUCCCUUUGGAAAACAGAAGAUAAGACCAAGAAUUUCCAGGCUACCGUUAGAACCUAUAUAUAGUCCAGUAACAAUUACAAAACAGGGGGCCAUAAAGUCUGAACCCAGGGUGGUUCCCCAGGGUCCUCUUCCAAUUGGAGGUAAAAAGAUAGGUCCUGAUGGAUUUGGGUAUAUUACACAGCCAAAACCGCGAAUAAAACUUCAGGAGGUCCCGCAUCCUUAUCAUUCCCAACCGACACUGAUUUCUAUAGUUUAUGGGUUACCUCGUGCACUUUCAGGCGAGUCUCCCAGAUAUGGAAUUAAUGCUAUAACUACCUAUUUGGGUACAAAGGAACAAACGAACUUACCUGCAUCGCGGCAUAACAAUGGAAAUGUACCCAGCAACAUUAGAAGUUCUUGCAACGGACCACCUGUUAUGAUUGGGCAAUAUCCAAAAAACAGAAACGCCAUCAAUCAAUAUUCUCACUUCCCAAAGGGUGCGUAUUCACAUCCAAAUCAGAAAAUCUACAAUCCAAGAUACAACAAUAUACAACACAAAAAUUUGAAUGCAAUGCCUUUCGAUCCCCUUUCUGCGAUGGUAAGCAAGCUCAUAUACUUCUAUUCAUAUAUACAUUUAGAACAAGGGAAAGCGACCGAAUACUUUCAAACCUCCGGAUAA
Theileria equi strain WA is the source of this 3453-nucleotide messenger RNA. RefSeq lists its product as hypothetical. NCBI's taxonomy places the organism in Eukaryota, Apicomplexa, Aconoidasida, Piroplasmida, Theileriidae. The transcript has a single exon. Bases 1 to 3453 code for a protein of 1150 amino acids. Gene Ontology annotation, biological process: regulation of transcription by RNA polymerase II. The record is from RefSeq and is a predicted model, not a curated record.